AUGUUUGGCCAGUUUGCAGCCACUAGUCCGCUUCGGGAAAGUUGCUUAUCAUACGAAGAAGCCGAGAAGAAGUCGAGACGAGACGCGGAGUUGGACUGGAAGAGACGGGAGACACUGUAUAUAUACACGCAGAGACGAGCCAUGGCGUACAACUCGCGGACGACGCAGUACCGCGGCGGGCAGCAGCAGCAGCACCGCCAGCAGAAGAAGGAGAGCGAGACAGACGCCUUCUUGCGCCUCCCGGACAAGGUCAUUGCGGGCUGCAUCAACGAUAUCGGCAUUCCCUUCACCAUGGCGGACCUCCUCAAGCCAAACCCGCAGCAGGUCCAGAUGGUGUUCGAGUGGUUCGCAGAGCUGUUUAUGAACACCACGCGAGAGACCGUGGAGCCCGCCAUGCUCGCCGCUGCAGAAGACAUUGCCGGAGACCAGGCGGACAUCUUUCCCCCAGAUACGCGCAAUCUGAUGGGCUUCCUCGUCUCCUUGCGAAAGCUGAUGCUCCAGUGUGGAGUUCACGACUUCACGUUCACAGACAUCACCAGGCCGACGUACGACCGCAUCGCAAAGAUAUUCUCCUACCUAAUCAACUUCGUCCGCUUCCGAGAGUCGCAGACCUCGGCCAUUGACGCCCACUUCAACAAGUCAGAGGACACCAAGAUGCGCAUCGAGACGCUCUACGCAGAGAACCAAGAGCUGGAGCAGCGGCUUGAAGAGAUGAAGAGACAGCAGAAGGAAAUGGACGGGGUGGUGCGGGAAAAGACGAGCCGGAACGACGAGCUGAAGACCCGGCUGCUGGAGCUGAGGCGGGAUCAGGAACGGGUGGCAGAGACGUUUGAGAGGGUGAAGGGGGAAAAGGCAAGGAAGCAGACACUGCUGGAGGAAAAGACAGAGAAGCUGUUGAAGAGUCGCCAGGAGUGCGAGAAGCUACGCCCCUAUGUCUCCCAGAGCCCCGAAAGCCUACAAUCAGCCCUCACGGAACUGUCCGACAAUCUCGCUCAUGAUAAAUCCCAAGUAGACGGCAUGGAGAGGAGAAUGCGUGCCCUGCAGACAUCGAUGAACACCUUUACCGUUGUCAAUAAUGAAGUCCAGAGCUCCAUCAAGCUGCUAGAAGAUAUUUUGGUAGAGUUACAGAAAGAGGACGACCAGGAGUCCAAGGGCAUCAAGAACAGAGAGGCCCUCGCCGAGCGAGGCAACACUGUCAGAGAGGUCGCGCACACCGAGAAGCUGCUCCAGUCGCAGCUGGCCCGCUGGCAGGAACGCAUAGAGGCCCUGCGCAAGAGCAGCAGGGAGAAGGCCGAGCAGGCCCAGGCUCGCAUGGAAGAGCUGCACUCGGUGCAGAAGCAGCUGCGCGAGGAGCGGGCUGAGAAGCAGCGCGAGAUGGAGCGUAGGCGCAUCCGCAUCGAACAGACAGAGAAGAAGAUGGCGGACUUGAAGGAGACGAUCGAAGAUGAAAUCCAUCGAGCGCACGAUGAGUACCUGAAGAUGGAGUCUCAUAUCAAGCUCUACACGACAGAGAUAGAAAAGUGUCUCUAA
Trichophyton benhamiae CBS 112371 is the source of this 1530-nucleotide messenger RNA. RefSeq lists its product as uncharacterized. Gene Ontology annotation, biological process: mitotic spindle organization; kinetochore organization; attachment of mitotic spindle microtubules to kinetochore. Gene Ontology annotation, molecular function: protein-containing complex binding. The transcript is spliced from 5 exons. The coding region runs from base 1 to 1530 and encodes 509 amino acids. NCBI's taxonomy places the organism in Eukaryota, Fungi, Ascomycota, Eurotiomycetes, Onygenales, Arthrodermataceae. Gene Ontology annotation, cellular component: kinetochore; Ndc80 complex. The record is from RefSeq and is a predicted model, not a curated record.